AGACAAACUGGAAGAGACGUACGGCAUCAACCACUACAAAUACUCCCCACUUCCUCCCUCAAAUCACACACCACGCCCAUCCAAGAAACCUAUCAUCUUACAAGAAACCCCUUUUCAAUUUGGGAGCAAAAAUUAUUAAAAAAAGAAAAAAGAAAAAGGAGGGAUGGGAUCCAUUUUUGAAGACGACGUCCGUCAGGCGUUGCUGCAGCCAGCGUCUGCGGCGUUGUUGUCCUCGCAUUCACUCUGUUCCAACCACCAUGGCGGUAACGAGGAGCUGGAAAGGAUAUUGUCCGACACCGAGAUUUCUGUCAUGGAUCGUUAUAGGCGAGCCACUUGGAUCGAGAUUAAGCUUCUCUUUUACUUAGCGGCUCCCGCGGUUUUUGUUUACAUUAUCAAUUAUACAAUGUCUACUUCUACCCAGAUCUUUUCCGGUCAUCUUGGUAAUCUUGAACUUGCUGCUUCCUCUCUUGGGAAUAAUGGCAUUCAAGUUUUCGCUUAUGGUCUCAUGUUGGGGAUGGGAAGUGCAGUAGAAACUCUAUGCGGGCAAGCCUAUGGCGCAGAGAGAUUCGAAAUGCUAGGCAUUUAUUUACAAAGAUCAACAAUAUUACUAACCAUAACAGGCAUUUUCUUAACAAUCCCCUACAUCUUCUGCAAACCCAUCCUCCUCUUUCUAGGUGAAUCCAAAGACAUUGCUUCCGCAGCCGAAAUCUUUGUCUAUGGCUUAAUCCCUCAAAUCUUUGCCUACUCCUUAAACUUCCCAAUCCAGAAGUUUCUUCAAGCUCAGAGCAUUGUGUUUCCUAGCGCUUACAUAUCGGCAGGGACGUUGGUGAUUCACAUGCUGCUCAGUUGGUUGACUGCCUAUAAAAUGGGGAUGGGGUUGUUGGGAGUGUCGUUGGUAUUGAGCUUGUCGUGGUGGAUAAUAGUGGUGGGUCAAUUUUUGUAUAUUAUUAAGAGUGACAGGUGUAAGAAGACAUGGCGAGGGUUCAAUGUGCAGGCGUUUUCGGGGUUGUAUGGAUUCUUCAAGUUAUCCGCGGCGUCGGCGGUGAUGCUGUGUUUGGAGACUUGGUAUUUUCAGAUUUUGGUAUUGCUUGCUGGUUUGCUUGAGAAUCCUGAGCUUGCUCUUGACUCCCUUUCCAUUUGCAUGAACAUAUUUGGAUGCGUUUACAUGAUUGCAGUGGGUUUUAAUGCUGCAGCCAGUGUGAGAGUGAGCAAUGAACUGGGGAGUGCGAAUCCAAAAUCUGCAGCAUUCUCUGUGGCGGUGGUGGUUGCCAUUUCAACUAUCAUCUCCAUAAUCUGUGCUUUACUUGUAAUUAUAUUCCGCGACAACAUUAGCUAUAUUUUUACUGAUGGUGAGGCUGUAGCUGCUGCUGUUUCUGAUCUUUGUCCACUUCUUGCAAUCACCCUUAUUCUCAACGGAAUCCAACCCGUCUUAACCGGGGUCGCGGUUGGGUGCGGGUGGCAAGCUUUCGUCGCGUAUGUAAAUAUUGGUUGCUAUUACAUAGUUGGAGUGCCCCUUGGCUCCCUCCUCGGCUUCUAUUUCAAUUUUGGUGCAAAGGGAAUUUGGGUUGGAUUGAUGGGUGGAACCUUCAUGCAGACUCUAAUUUUGGUGUGGGUGACAUGGCGAACAGAUUGGAAUAAAGAGGUGGAAGAAGCAAUAAAAAGAUUGAGCAAAUGGGAUGACACAGCAAAGCCAAUUGUUGAGUAGUGACAAUGACUAACUUUUCAAAUCACAGAAACAAAACAAAAAAAAAAAAAAAAAAAAAGAGAUUGAGGAAUUGCUACAUAUGAUGGCAUGUGAAAUUUUGUUAUGUAGCUUAAUGUCUCUACUUUGCCUCAUUGGAAAAAAGAAAGGAGAAAAAAGAGGUGCCUUAUCAAAACAAUUUGCCAUUUCUUUUUCUUUUUUUUCUUUUCAAUUUAAAUGGUCAUUUAGAGUUUUAAUCUUUGUAAUUUAGAGGUUUGUUUUAUUGAAUCAAUCGAUUUGAUUUGAUUUGGUUGUUUGUUGACCUAAAUUCUUUUGAAUUGAAUUGAAUAUCUCUUACUGAUUCCAAUGAA
Molecule: messenger RNA, 2052 nt
Organism: Cucumis sativus (cucumber)
Lineage: Eukaryota; Viridiplantae; Streptophyta; Magnoliopsida; Cucurbitales; Cucurbitaceae
Product: protein DETOXIFICATION 40
Exons: 7
Coding region: 164-1705 (513 amino acids)
Biological process (GO): xenobiotic detoxification by transmembrane export across the plasma membrane
Cellular component (GO): membrane
Molecular function (GO): antiporter activity; xenobiotic transmembrane transporter activity
Source: RefSeq, a predicted model, not a curated record